AUGGAUGCAGCUCGACUAGAGUCUGCGCUAGGGCACAAGCAGGAGUUGGUCCGCAAUUUCGAUCUCGUCAGUUUAACUAGCUUAGGGAUCAUCAUCGCCAAUUCAUGGGCAUCAACUGGCGGUACAAUUGUCGCAGCUCUGCAAAAUGGAGGGCCAAUGGCAGUUCUCUACGGGCUCAUUCUCGUUAGCGUCUUUUACACACUGAUCUCUGCUUCUCUAUCCGAGCUCGCCUCAUCGAUGCCAUCCGCUGGAGGAGUGUACUACUGGUCAUCGGUAUUAAGUCAAAAACAUGGACGAAUUGUCGGGUUCUUCACCGGCUAUCUCAAUGCCUGUGCCUGGCUUCUUUCUUCAUCGUCCAUCAGCUCAAUGAUGGGGAAUGAGGUCGUGGCUAUGCAUAUGCUCCGGAGUCCUGGCCUGAAAUGGCAACCAUGGCAGGUUUUUAUCGUCUUCCAGUCAGUCAAUUGGAUCUGUUGCGGCAUAGUCUGCUUCGGGAAUCGGUUCAUACCUAUGAUAAACCGAAUCGCCCUGCUACUUUCAAUGUGCGGGUUAGUCGUGACAGUUAUUAUCCUUGCAGUGAUGCCGACGAAACAUGCAAGCAAUUCUGAAGUAUGGACGAAAUUCCAGAACAAAGGACAAUGGCCAGAUGGCAUUAGCUUCAUAACCGGACUACUGAAUGCAGCAUUCGCAGUCGGCGUCCCCGAUUGUAUCUCCCAUUUAUCCGAAGAAGGUAUAAUUAUCCCCAUCUAUACCAGAAACAAUCUAUUGAUUCCAUUCUCAGUACCCAAACCCGAAAUCAAGGUCCCCCAAGGCAUCAUGCUCCAGAUGCUCACAGCCUUCACCACAGCAUUUAUAUACCUAAUCGCGCUCUUCUACUCCAUCCAAGACCUGGACGCCGUUUUCGCCAGCGAAAUCGCCGUUUUCCCAACAGCCGAAAUCUACAAACAAGCCACCGGAUCCAGCGCAGGCGCAAUCGGACUAAUCGCCGUCCUCUUCCUCGCCACCUUUCCAACUCUAAUCGGAACCUUGAUCACAGGUGGACGUAUGUGGUGGAGCCUUGCCAGGGAUAAUGCAACCCCAUUCGCCUCGUAUUUCAGCAAAGUACAUCCCAAACUCAACACCCCAGUUCGUGCAACUGUGGCCAUGAGUACCAUGGUGACGUGUCUCGGCUGUAUAUACAUUGGGAGCACAACUGCGUUCCAAGCUUUGAUUUCCUCUUAUAUUGUGCUGAGCACGUUGUCCUACCUUGGGGCUAUUCUUCCGCAUGUCUUGACUGGAAGGAAGAAUAUCGUUCCUGGUCCUUUUUAUCUGGGGCGAUUUGGGUUUGUUGUUAAUGCUGUUGCUGUUGUGUAUAUUCUUGUGACUGUGGUUUUCUUUUGUUUCCCUCUUGUUCUUCCGGCUACGGCGCAUAAUAUGAACUAUACUAGUGUCAUUGUUGUAGGGUUGAUGGCUAUGACUGCGGUUUGGUGGGCCUUUCGUGGCAGGCGUGACUACAGGGGACCUCAAUAUAGUAUUGACGCUGCUCUACGACUUAAUGGCGAAACGAAUCGUCCUGUGGAGGGAAAGACUUAG
Messenger RNA from Aspergillus caelatus, 1569 nucleotides. Its product is annotated as putative choline transport protein. Gene Ontology annotation, biological process: transmembrane transport. Bases 1 to 1569 code for a protein of 522 amino acids. Gene Ontology annotation, cellular component: membrane. The record is from RefSeq and is a predicted model, not a curated record. Gene Ontology annotation, molecular function: transmembrane transporter activity. The transcript has 2 exons. Lineage: Eukaryota; Fungi; Ascomycota; Eurotiomycetes; Eurotiales; Aspergillaceae.